UAUUUUCACUUAUCCAAAAAAAUCCAUGCCUGUUAUCCUCUUCUGUUCCUCGAAACCUCGCCAUGGUUCCUUAACAUUCUCACCCCACCUCACUCACCCAACAGCGACACACACAAUGGCCAGCAUCCUCGUAAGAGUUCAGCCUCUGGCCACGACCUCGAAUUCUCCGAAGCUGGACAGGUCUUCCUCUCGCGGACUUGUCAAUUUUGUUCCACCCCACCACAGAAAUUGCAUCCGUCGAUCGUCCAUUUCUUGUAAAUUACACGGGAAUAAAGAUUUUGCAGUUCCGAGAAGAAAUGUGAUGGCCUUGAUCCUCGCAGGUUGCAUCCUUUCACGAACUAAUAUACACAAUAUUGCAUAUGCACAACCUGUUGGGUUCAGGGAAUACAUAGAUACCUUUGAUGGCUACUCAUUAAAGUACCCUCAGAACUGGAUCCAAGUACGUGGUGCUGGGGCCGACAUAUUCUUCAGGGAUCCUUACGUUCUAGAUGAAAAUCUCUCGGUGGAUAUAUCAUCACCUUCAUCCUCCAGUUACAAGAGCGUAGAAGAUUUGGGUUCUCCGGAUGAAGCAGGAAAGAAGGUACUUAGGCAGUAUUUGACGGAGUUCAUGUCUACUAGACUUGGUGUUAGGCGUGAAUCAAGUAUUCUUUCUACCUCUUCAAGGGUAGCUAACGAUGGAAGACUAUAUUACGAAGUGGAGGUGAACAUAAAGUCAUACGCGAACAACAAUGAAUUGGCUGUCAUGCCAGAGGAAAGGGUGGCCCGUCUGGAAUGGGAUCGGCGCUAUCUUUCAGUUCUUGGAGUUGAGAACAACCGAUUAUAUGAAUUAAGAAUACAGACACCCGAGAAAGUAUUUGUGGAAGAGGAAAGUGACAUUCGCGAGGUUAUGGAUUCUUUUAGAGUAAACAAGGUGUCUAUUUGAUGAUCAUCUCUUCGAAGGUGUCUAUUUGAUGAUCAGUAUGGCAUUACUAGAUUCUUGCUAUCAUCCAUGUUUCAAAUUCAUGUUUACUUUGUUCCUAGGAAUGUAUCCGAGUAUGUAAGAUAACAAGAAAAAACUAGUAGAAUGUAUGACUGUGUACACCUGUCGUUUUGUUGCCUUCUUGAUUUUGUGACAGCAAUGUGUUAACGUUGUUAAACAUAUAUUUUGAUUUUGUGACAGCAAUUGUAUUAAUGUUGCUAAA
Olea europaea var. sylvestris is the source of this 1181-nucleotide messenger RNA. Its product is annotated as psbP domain-containing protein 1, chloroplastic-like. The transcript is spliced from 3 exons. Gene Ontology annotation, biological process: photosynthesis. NCBI's taxonomy places the organism in Eukaryota, Viridiplantae, Streptophyta, Magnoliopsida, Lamiales, Oleaceae. Gene Ontology annotation, molecular function: calcium ion binding. The coding region runs from base 26 to 922 and encodes 298 amino acids. Gene Ontology annotation, cellular component: photosystem II; photosystem II oxygen evolving complex; extrinsic component of membrane. The record is from RefSeq and is a predicted model, not a curated record.